Molecule: messenger RNA, 1207 nt
Organism: Cherax quadricarinatus
Lineage: Eukaryota; Metazoa; Arthropoda; Malacostraca; Decapoda; Parastacidae
Source: RefSeq, a predicted model, not a curated record
AUGAGGGUCCUGGUACUUGUAUCGUUGUUUGCGGCGGCGUCCGCCGGCUCCCUACAGACCUAUGGUCUCCCAUCACGUUCUGGAAUAGGUCACACGUUAGGGGCUUCACACGUUUCCAGUGGUGCUGGCUUCUCUGGUGGGUUAGUUACCGGUGGUGCUGGCUUGUCUGGCGGUUUAGUCUCCAGUGGUAUUGGCUUAUCUGGCGGCUCCGGGUUCUCUAGAGACUCUGUUUUUUCUGGUGGUGCAGGAUUCUCUAGAGGUGCAGGAUUCAUUGGUGGGGUAGGCGUUUCUGGUGGCGCUGGACUCAUUGGAGGUGCCUGUGGAAAUGGACAGGUCCGUCAUGUGGAUGGAGGCUGCGUGACUCCUCACGUCACCAGAAACUUGUACGUGUACAGUGCUCCACCACUGGCUCCAGUCGUAGGACCACCACCAAUUGUUCCUCCACCCAAGAUAGAACAAAACGUUUUAUUCAUCCGUUCCCCCGAUGUUGACGUAGCUCAAGAACCCAUUAUUGUUCCACCCCCACAAACGAAAAAUGUUGUGUACGUCCUCAACAAGCGACCUGAACUGGACCAGAAGGUCAUCCACCUCCCAGCACUUGAGCAACAAAGUCCUGAAGUGUUCUUCGUCAACUAUGCCGAAGGUGACAACCCGACUUUGCCCACAGGAGAGGACCUCCAGUCUGCUCUCAGCUCCGCCGCUCAUGGUGGUGGUGAGAUUAUUGGUACUGCUGGUGGCAUUGGAGGCGCCGGAAUCGGCAUUGGAGGUGGCUUUGGAGGCGGAGUUGGUGGUGGCGUUGGAGUCGGCAUUGGAAGCGGUAUCGGAGGUGGCGUUGGAGGUGGCGUCGGAGUCGGCGUUGGAGUUGGUAUUGGAGGGGGCAGCGUUGGUGGGUUUGGAAGUAGUAUUGGUGUAGGAUCUGGCAUAGGCAUUGGAGGAGGAUCUGUGAAACACAGUGGCUUCAGUGUUACCACCCCGUCUAGUCUAUAUGGCGCGCCAUAAACGACACAAGAACACCUUUUUUUUUCUUCAGCAGAGGCUUCCACAUUGCUGGACGGAAUAACUUAUCAGUUUCAUAUGAUUUCCAGCUUUGCAAAUCCUCUUACUCUUCAUAACUUAUAUUUAUUAUAACCAAAUAAUGGAUUUAUAUAGUUCAUGACAAAUUCAGGUAUCUGCCAUUGUAAACCUAGGCUAUAACAAAUAUAUUCUU